CGCCCGUUCCCCACAGCGGGGCGGGGGCGGCGCCUCCCGCCGUUCGCGGGCCGGCCUGAGCCGCCGGAGAAAGGCGGCACCGGCCCCGACCGCCCGCCAUCCUCCCGCCCGUCCAUCUGUCCGUCCGUCCGUCCAGAGUGCUGGAGUGUCCUGGAGGAUGGUGGUGCCCGGGAAUUCCCCGCUGAUCCAGCAGGACCCUGCUCUGGAGCCAGCCCUGGGCAGAGACGCCCCCGAGCACUCAGCCAUGGGCACAGAGCCCCCCCAGGACGUGGGCCCCGAGGUGCUGAAGCUGAGGGAGCUGGUCAGGAGGCUGGAGCUGGACAGCCAGCACAGCAGGAGCCUGCUGGGGACAGGGGACAUCCGUGCUGGGGUGGACAACCACGAGCCCGGCCUCAAGGAGAUCAACAGCAGCAUCAAGGCCAUGGCUGAGCAGCAGGAGCUGCAGCUGAUGGCAGAUCUGCACAGCCAGCUGAGCAAGAUGAGGCAGGAGGAAGGAGAGAACAGCUUCAAGAGAGCCCUGGAUGCAGCAGUGCAGUACAGCUGUGGCCCCCAGGAGGUGUCUCCCAGCGGGGAGCAGAGCCGCAGCAAUGGGUGCUGUCCCUCAGCUGUGCAUCCCAGUGCCAGCUCCGAGCUGCUGGGCAGCCUGCUGAUGGCAGGGAUCCACAGCCCAGCUGCCAUCCAUGAACACAGCCCCACUGAAAAGGGGGCAGAUCUCCAGGGCCUCCCCAGCCACGCAGGUCUGGAUGAAGUCAAAGUGUUGGAGCUGGAGAACUGCCCCGAGGAGGAGGAUUGCUGGCUCUAUGUGUCUCCAAGGAAAUCAGUGGAUGAGAAAACAGCCUCUCCUCUGAAAUGGUGCAGGCAGGUGCUGGACAACCCCAGCCCAGAGAUUGAGGCUGCCUGCAGAACCCUCAUCAACAGGCUGGACCAAGCCAGUAGAUGGAAAAACCUGUAUUGCAGCCCCCUGGCAUCUCCCAGCGCCCAUAACCUGAAUUCCGAGGCAGGCUCCUGUAGCAAUGCACUAAACUCUCCUGGGCACCUCAAAUCGACUAACAAAGCACUACUAACCUGUGGCAGCUCAGGGUACCUGAGCAUGCACUCGGCCCUGAGCUCCCAGUCCUCGGUGGACAGCGAGCUGAGCACCUCGGACGACUCCAUCUCCAUGGGCUACAAGCUGCAGGACCUCACUGAUGUCCAGGUCAUGGCCCGCCUGCAGGAAGAGAGUCUGCGGCAGGACUGCGCCUCCAGCUCGGCGUCGGCGUCGCGCCGCAGCUCCAGCGCCUCGCUGCACUCCCUGCGGCGCGGCGGCGCCUUCAGCGACCAGGAGCUGGACAGCUACAGCCUGGAGGACGAGGAAGAGUGCGAGUGCUCGCCCGCCCUGCGCGGCUGCCAGCGCUACUCGCCGUCCCCGCUCAGCUCCCCGCGCUGCCGCUCCCCCUCCGAGCCGGGCCGGGCGGCGGCCGCGCGGCUGCGGGCCCCGCGCAGGGCGGCGCCGGAGCGCCUGCAGGGCGCCGCCAGCGAGGAGGAGCUGAGGCACAGCAUGCCCAACCUGGCCCGCAGCAGCCUGCGCGCGCUCGAGGCCGUGCGCAGCAGCCGCAGCCUGGAGUGCGACCUGCAGCUGCCCGGCAGCCGCAUCCCCAGGACGCAGCAGCGGUCAGCAGGUCUGACUCCCAGCAAGCUCAGGUACUCCUCGGGAGCCCCGCUGGCAGCACGCCCGCCCUGCAAGGGAGCCACCACCUCCUCCCUGCUGCCUGGCAGGCAGCUGGGCAAGCCCUGCAGCCCUGCAGCUCCCCCAGGGCGCAGGGCACAGCUGCACACAGCCUCUGCCAGCAGCAGCUGCACCUCCAGGGCCAGCAGCGUGCUCACUGUGGCCAAGGGCUCGGCCCUGCGGGCGCGGCCGGCCGCGGCAGGAGCGGCCGUGCCCAGGGGAAAGGCAACCACCCCUUCCAGGAGGUUCCUCCAGGCAGCACAGACCCCCCAGGCCCCCGAGGAUGACUCCUGGAAGGAUGGGUGCUACUGAGACCCAGAACCCCUCUGUGGAGCAGAUCCCAGCUGGCUGGGCAUGAUGUCCCUGCAGACUCUGUACAUAUCCCACCCCUCACUGUGCUCUCCACAGCACUCACCUCCCUCUGCUCUGCCAGGAGCUGGGGCUGGGACACAGCUCCCACCCCUCACUGAACCCUGAGUCUUCCCAGGAAGACUGGAAAAGCCUUAUUUGAUCACAGCCCAGCUGCAGCCCUGGGGAAGGUGCCCCAUCCCCUCCCAGGGGUGUCCUCUCUGUGCCACAACUCUGAGCUGGUGCUGUGGCAGAGCUCGUGGUGAGUAGAAAUAGUGACCUAGGUGUUAGAUUUGAGACUUUUUAAACCCAACCUGAUGUACUCUAAUAUUUGUCUGGAAUUCAACUGGGUUUGGUUUGGUUUGUUUUUUUUUUACUUCUGUAUAGAAUGUAUUUCUGCUACUUUUUAUUGUUUGGUCUAGAGCUGCAGCAGGUUUUUAUAACUGUAGAACACUCUGAGCUGUUGUAUCCAGGUGUCAGCACAGGUCACAAGGAGCUGUACACAAUAUUUGUGUGGGGUGGGAACAGGCAGGGACAGGGAUGCCAGUUAAAAACUGCUGGGCACCAGCACCUUUUACCUCAGCUGAGUGAGUUCAACACCACCUCAGAGUCAACUUUUUACAAAUCACCUUCCCUGACAGCUGUGUCCUGAAGUGUUGGAGCUCUCAGCUGGUUCCCAACUGCCCUGAAUUUUGUAGAAAUUUUCUACUGUCUCUUAAGGAUUCUGUUCCAGUGUCCUUUUCCUCAGCAAGUGCUGGAUGCUCCAAAUACAGUCUUAGUCCAGGAAAUAUGCACUGAUAGCAAUGUUCUCCCUGCCAUCAAUGUGACUUUGAUAGUGUAGUUUAAUAAAAUGUUAUGGUGCUGAAAUAGAUCUGCUUUAUUCCAACAGUGAGUUUUGUCUGAGGCUUCUGACAGAAGAGAGCUCUGCAAGCCUCUCAUUUGCCAUUUUUCCAGCCUGAGCAGAGCAGCAGGAAGGUGCUGAGGUUGGCAUUCCCAGGGGUUUCCAUGCAAACCUGAUGCUGACAGGCACUUGGGAGAGGCUGUCCCACUGCAGGAGGGAGCUCAGCACCCCUGGGAGCUGUUAAUUUAAUUUUAUCCUUUCAUUUUUCUGAGCUCCCUUCAGCUCUCAGUGUUCUCCAUCAUGCCAAGCCCUGGCUGAUACCAUGGAAAUGCAGCUCUGCCUCAAACUGAGAUAACAAUCAACAGCUCCCAAGAGUUUCCAAGUCCAAGAGGAAAU
This is a messenger RNA of Oenanthe melanoleuca, 3290 nucleotides long. Its product is annotated as SLAIN motif-containing protein-like. Bases 158 to 2017 code for a protein of 619 amino acids. Gene Ontology annotation, biological process: positive regulation of microtubule polymerization; cytoplasmic microtubule organization; microtubule nucleation. Lineage: Eukaryota; Metazoa; Chordata; Aves; Passeriformes; Muscicapidae. Gene Ontology annotation, cellular component: microtubule plus-end. The record is from RefSeq and is a predicted model, not a curated record. The transcript is spliced from 9 exons.